AACAACUACAAUUAAUUUCAACUAAUAAUAAUAAUGUCAAGCAUCGUCAACAUCCUCAAAGCACAAGCUGAUAAUCACACUCGCGGUCUUUACCUGUAUCCGGGAGCAGCAAACACCAAACCAACUUUCCUUUCAUACGCAAGUCUCUACUCUCAAGCUUUAACCAUCGCAGCUGGUUACAAAAGUGCCGGAUUCAAGUACAAUGAUAUUGUCCUCUUAUACAUGUCAUCCCACGAACAAUAUGCGCUUCACUACUGGGCAGCAGUUCUCAUUGGACUCGUACCAACUAUCCUUACUCCACUUACGAACGAUCCAAAGCAAGUUGAAGCUCACUUGACUCACUUGAAGACCCUCCUCAACCCACGCAUCAUCGCUUCAUCUGAGUUACAUGCCCACUUGGAAUGUAUCAGGGACAACUCAGAAAUCUACUCACCAGAAGAGAUCCUCGCCAAAGCCAGCGGAAAGGUUUUGCAAGAAUCAGACAUCAACUCAACAAAGGAAUUGGCAUGUUUGAUGUUAACUUCUGGUUCAACAGGAAAUGCAAAGGCCGUUGAAAUGCGUCACGAAGCUAUCCAAGCUGCCGUUAGAGGUAAAUCAAACGCGUUGGGUCUCACCUCCGAGACGAAAUUCCUUAACUGGAUCAACUUUGAUCACGUAGCUAACCUCACGGAAUGUCACCUUACAUCAAUGUACUUGGGUGCAGACCAAUACCAUGUACCAGGUGCCGCUUUACUCACUAAUCCACUCGAUUUCCUUCAAAUUAUCAAUGAUCAACGCAUCAACUUCAACUUUUCACCAAAUUUCUUCUUGGCUGCACUCCUCGAUUCGUUCAACAGAGAGCUUAAGCACAACCCGGAUUUGCGCUCAAAGUAUGAUUUAUCAUCACUCAGAAGAAUCACUUCCGGUGGUGAAGCCACAUCAACUAAAAUGUGCACUACCUUAAUUGAGCAAGUUUUCGCACCAAUGGGCGCAGCAAGAGACUUGAUCGUACCUGGAUUUGGACAAACUGAAACAUGCGCUGGUUCAAUUUUCAACAAGACAUUCCCAGCUGAGGAAAUUCGCUCAACUAGAGCAUAUGCAGCUGUUGGUAUGCCAAUGAACGGCAUCGACAUGAGAAUUGUCGACCCAGAAUCUUUGAAGCCAGUUCCAGAAGGUCAAAUUGGUGAAUUGCAAAUCUCAGGCCCUGUUGUUUUCCGUCAAUAUUACCGCAACGAGAAGGCAACACGUGAGAAUUUCACACCAGAUGGAUGGUCAAGAACUGGUGAUAGAGCCUACAUGUCUAGCUCAGGAUGUGUCUUGGCUGGUCGUGACAAGGAUUCUAUCAUCACCAAUGGUGUUAAGUACUUCAGUUCCGAAAUUGAGUACAUGCUCGAGAAUGCCGGUAUUCCUGGUUUGAUGCCAUCAUGGGUCGCUGCUGUUCCAUACCGCCCAGAAGACUCAGCAACUGAGGACAUUGUCAUCUUCUUUGCUCCUUCAUUUGACGUCGCAAAGGAUGUUAAUGGAUUGAAGGAAGUCGUCGAGGCCAUCGCUGACAGAGUUGUCAUGUAUUGUGCUCACCGUCCAUAUCGUAUUCUCGCGCUUCCAACUGAGGCAUUCGGUGGUAAAUCAUCAUUAGGUAAAAUUUCACGCAACAAGGUCCUCAAGGCAUAUGAUGCAGGUGCAUUCGUCAAGUACGAAGCCGAGCAAAGACUCGCAUUGGAAGAACUUCGCCGUGAGCAAUUGGUUCCACCAGAAAGUGAUCUUGAACGUAAAGCUGUUGCUGCAAUGGCUGAGACUCUCAACCUCGACUACAAAUUCAUUGGUCGUCAUGACAACUUCUUUACAUUCGGUGGUUCAUCACUCGAAUUGGUCAGAUACAAGAACACACUCGAAAAGUAUUUGGGCUUGACUGAGGAAUUACCACUCAUCACUGUCCUUCGUAACCCAACACCAGCAACUUUGGCACCAUACUUGGACAGAUACUUACGUACUCAAUUUGGUGAAGUUCCAGAUGAUGCUGAUGAAUUAUACGAUCCUAUCGUACCACUUCAACUCAAGGGUUCAAAGCCACCAUUAUUCUUGAUCCACCCAGGUGUUGGUGAAGUUUUGGUCUUCUUGAACCUCGCAAAGUACAUCACUGACAGACCAGUGUAUGCUCUCCGUGCCAGAGGUUUCAACCCAGGUGAAACUCCAUUCACUGACAUGAACACACUUACCGAUAAGUACAUGGAGGGUAUCGAGAAAACCAACCCAGAUGGUCCAUACUGUAUCGCUGGUUACUCAUACGGUGCUUGUCUUGGUUUCGAAAUCUGUAAGAAGCUUGAAGCUAAGGGCAAGGAAAUCGGUUGGUUCGGUUGCUUCAACCUUCCACCACACAUUAAGGAGCGUAUGCAACAACUUGACAGAGUUGAGGUCGUUCUCAACUUGUCUUACUUCCUUGGUUUGAUGACCGAAGAUUACGCCCACGAAAUCUCACCAGAGAUGCACAAGUACACUCCAGAGCAAGUCGUCGAGCACAUUAUCUCAAUUGCUCCACCAGCGCGUCUCCAAGAGUUGGAAUUAACAGCUUCUAAGCUUCUCAACUGGGGAUCAAUCGCUGAGAACCUCCAAGCUUUGGCUAGAGGCUACGAACCAAAGGGAACUGUCUCAAACAUCAACGUUUUCAUUGCUGAUCCAUUAGCUGCAGUAGCCAAGACUCGUCAAGAAUGGUACGAGAAGAAGCUCACACCAUGGAAGGAUUUCACAAGAACCGAACCAGUCUUUAUUGAUGCAAAGGGUGCUCACUACACCAUUCUCGCACCAGAAAAUGUCGUCGACUUCCAAUCAAAGAUGAGAAAGUCACUCGAAGCUCGUGGAAUGUAAACUUAUUGGACAAUGUCUUGAAAUUCUUUUUAAUAUUUCUUUCUAAUUUUCUUCUUUUUGUUUACUUUAAUUGGAUAUACGGA
Messenger RNA from Wallemia mellicola CBS 633.66, 2924 nucleotides. RefSeq names its product acetyl-CoA synthetase-like protein. NCBI's taxonomy places the organism in Eukaryota, Fungi, Basidiomycota, Wallemiomycetes, Wallemiales, Wallemiaceae. Gene Ontology annotation, biological process: biosynthetic process; secondary metabolic process. The record is from RefSeq and is a predicted model, not a curated record. The coding region runs from base 34 to 2841 and encodes 935 amino acids. The transcript is spliced from 4 exons. Gene Ontology annotation, molecular function: CoA-ligase activity.